AUGCGCUGGGCUUGUAGUAUCUGUCUCCAGAUGCUUCCACAUACAGCCUUCGACAACCACUACAUUCUACGACUGCAGUACCGCAAGCCAUUGCCGGGAUCCCCGGCGGCGAGUUCUUACACGAGCUGGGAGCCAACAAGAGAUGGGAAACUUCGCAAACCGUACCAUCCACACAAACAACAAUUCAACUCCAAGGAUGAGGAUGAGGAUCAGAAAAUACGGCAUCGAUAUAAUCUCGCAUCUAGGUGCAACACAUUAAGAUCGAACCAUCCUGUGCGCGAUAGGGGCGCAAGAUUGGCCAGCUUUGAAGACAGCGGGAUGAUCACAUUCCAAGGCCUUAGUCUGGACGAAUACUGCAGUAUUACACAAGAGGAAGAGCAGGUUCUUCUGGACCAUGAAGCACGCCUCAUUGAGAGGGAGCGUUGCGGCUUCAAGCGACACUUGCGCAAGUGCAACGAAUGUCGUUUCCGGCGUGAUGAGCUCUCAUCUAUCGUGCAGCGAGGCACAGACAAGGUACCUAUAUUGCGGAGCCGUCGUCUGCCAUUUGCCAGUGCCUUGGACCGAUAUUUCCCAGAUGUUUCUGCUAUAAUGAAAAGUGUGAGCCCAACCGCGAAUGCUCCAGUUCAAUGUGUGUAUCGCAACAACGUUUUUGAUUCUCUCUGGACUAUGUAUAUGGUGCGAUGCCCUGGGUGUUCGCGCUGGCAGGAAUCGCGUGCGUUUCGUCUUGGUGCCGCUUUCAAUCACUGGACACCUACCACCGACUCUUCCUCGGAGUUCCAAAACUGGGACGAAACUAAAAUCACCGGAAGUUUCAUUGAUGGUUUGUCCUGUAACCAUUUUUUUGCUAAAGGUCAGGGGCGCGAAAAGCUUCGUGAAGUACUUGUGCAAUGGUUGGACCGCUGCUUGGAUAACGAGCGACAGCGGCUAGGAUAUCUGCUUUUGAGUGGCUGGGAGACGCUGUUGGGGCGACACCGGCGGCUUGAGCAGGUAAGCGGCAUAUUUGAGGCUAACAUUUUCUAUUUGACAUUGAGCUUGUUGUUGCGAAAGUCCGGAAAUAUCAAGACUAUCUCAGGAUUCACCUCGGCGAUAUCUUGA
Messenger RNA from Penicillium egyptiacum, 1095 nucleotides. The record is from the annotation of a GenBank genome assembly. Lineage: Eukaryota; Fungi; Ascomycota; Eurotiomycetes; Eurotiales; Aspergillaceae.